This is a messenger RNA of Aspergillus steynii IBT 23096, 1086 nucleotides long. Its product is annotated as INSIG family protein. Gene Ontology annotation, biological process: sterol biosynthetic process. The record is from RefSeq and is a predicted model, not a curated record. The transcript is spliced from 2 exons. Gene Ontology annotation, cellular component: endoplasmic reticulum. Bases 1 to 1086 code for a protein of 361 amino acids. NCBI's taxonomy places the organism in Eukaryota, Fungi, Ascomycota, Eurotiomycetes, Eurotiales, Aspergillaceae.
AUGUCUGACGAACCUUCCAUCAUUCGACCCCGUCCGCGACGAGUGUUCGACCUCGCGCCCCCUUCCACCGACUCCUCCGAGACUUCGACGCCGGCGGAACCCUCAAACCCGGAUCUCUUGACCCCCAAGGAUGCCGGGUCAACCAGCGUCAGCAGGAAUGGCUCAAUCAUGAACCUCACAUCCCCAACGCUCUUCGGCAUCUAUUCGCCGACGGCUUUCGAGGGAACCCGAGAUGAAUCCAGCCCUUGGGGAACCGAGGCUCAGACGCCUGCCACGGAGGCGCCGAAUCCUCUUCAACAAACGAAAUCGGAUGGCCCAGAUCGUUUUGCUCUUCAACGGACACGGUCGCGGCUCAGUCACGGGCUCUUUCUCGGUGUCAUUCUCCCCCAAGCGGUGAAGAGCGCGCUCCUGUUUGGGUUCGGUAUUGUCUACGGCAUCAUUACAAUUCAUCUGCACGAAAACCACUGGAUCACUCCGGUGAAGCUAGAAAACACCCAUUACUACGGGUCCGCCGAAUACCUGGCCUUCUGGGGGUUGGCCGGAAUUGCGUUGGGAAAUAUUCUGCCGUGGCUUGAUCUCUUCUCGGAGGAAGUGGCAACGGGUCAUGCGCAACCCACGCAGCGAUCGAGCAGCAAUGAGGACGACGAGGAGCGUACCCUCUCGUGGGUUGCAGUGGUUCGGAGCGUAGGGGCUUUUGUUGGGAUAGCAUUUGCGAUGCGGAGACUUCCCUGGCAAUCCACCACCCAAGCGUCGGCGACUCUUGCUCUUGUCAACCCCGUCCUCUGGUAUCUGAUUGACCGCACCAAAACCGGCUUCGUUAUGUCGACCACGGUCGCUCUGGUGGGAAUGGGUGUCGUCUUGGGACUUCGGCCGGACUUGGUGCCUCCCUCUGCCAACUCCUCCGUGCCUACAAUCCCCGUUUUGAACAAUACUCUCCGGGAGUACGGGUUGACGACCGGCAUCACGCAGGAAGGCAUCGCAGUCCGCACCUGGGUGGCGAGUGUUCUCUUCUGCGCAUGCGUGUGCUUUGGUAACAUUGGCCGUCAAUGGGCCAUUGGGAGCCGCCGAGAGCACUUGAAGACAUAA